UGCCUCCCCUGGUGUCGGACUCCUGCCUCCGGGGAGCGCUGCCCCCCACCCCCACCCCGGCCCUGCAGCCCCCGGGCAGGCGCUGGACGGUGUGGCCAGGCCCAGGGCCGGGCGCCGGGAGGAAGCCCGUGGCCUGCAUGGAGGAGGUGCCCGCAGCUGGCAGAGCAUGAGCGCCCCAGAGCCCGGCCACCGCAGCCCCAGGCCCCGGAGCAGCCCGGCCCGGGGAGGGACGAGCCCGGCCCGGGAGGAGUGACCCUCAGGCCUCGGUAACCGGAGGGAGCUGCGUCCUGAGCGCCUGCCACAUGCCAGGAGGCGGCCCCGGGAUGGACGACUACAUGGAGACGCUCAAGGACGAGGAGGACGCGCUGUGGGAGAAUGUGGAGUGCAACCGGCACAUGCUGAGCCGUUACAUCAACCCGGCCAAGCUCACGCCCUACCUGCGCCAGUGCAAGGUCAUCGACGAGCAGGACGAGGACGAGGUGCUCAACGCGCCCAUGCUGCCCUCCAAGAUCAACCGCGCAGGCCGGCUGCUGGACAUCCUGCACACCAAGGGCCAGCGGGGCUACGUGGUGUUCCUGGAGAGCCUGGAGUUCUACUACCCGGAGCUGUACAAGCUGGUGACCGGCAAGGAGCCCACACGCAGGUUCUCCACCAUCGUGGUGGAGGAGGGCCACGAGGGCCUCACGCACUUCCUCAUGAACGAGGUCAUCAAGCUGCAGCAGCAGAUGAAGGCCAAGGACCUGCAGCGCUGCGAGCUGCUGGCCAAGGCGCGGCAGCUGGAGGACGAGAAGAAGCAGCUGAUGCUGACGCACGUGGAGCUGCAAACCUUCCAGGAGCGCUACUACAAGAUGAAGGAGGAGCGCGACGGCUACAACGACGAGCUGGUCAAGGUCAAGGACGACAACUACAACCUGGCCAUGCGCUACGCGCAGCUCAGCGAGGAGAAGAACAUGGCCGUGAUGCGGAGCCGGGACCUGCAGCUCGAGAUCGACCAGCUGAAGCACCGGCUGAACAAGAUGGAGGAGGAGUGCAAGCUGGAGCGGAACCAGUCCCUGAAGCUCAAGAACGACAUCGAGAGCCGGCCCAAGAGGGAGCAGGUGCUGGAGCUGGAGCGCGAGAACGAGAUGCUCAAGACCAAGAUCCAGGAGCUGCAGUCCAUCAUCCAGGCCGGGCAGCGCAGCCUGCCGGACUCGGACAAGGCCAUCCUGGACAUCCUGGAGCACGACCGCAAGGAGGCGCUGGAGGACCGGCAGGAGCUGGUCAACAAGAUCUACAACCUGCAGGAGGAGGCCCGCCAGGCCGAGGGGCUGCGGGACAAGUACCUGGAGGAGAAGGAAGACCUGGAGCUGAAGUGCUCGACGCUGGGGAAGGACUGCGAGAUGUACAAGCACCGCAUGAACACGGUGAUGCUGCAGCUGGAGGAGGUGGAGCGGGAGCGGGACCAGGCCUUCCACUCCCGGGACGAGGCACAGACGCAGUACUCACAGUGCCUGAUUGAGAAGGACAAGUACCGGAAGCAGAUCCGCGAGCUGGAGGAGAAGAACGACGAGAUGCGGAUCGAGAUGGUGCGGCGCGAAGCCUGCAUCGUCAACCUGGAGAGCAAGCUGCGGCGCCUGUCCCGGGACAGCGGCAGCCUGGACCAGAGUCUGCCCCGGAACCUGCCGGUGACCAUCAUCUCCCAGAGCUUCGGGGACGCCAGCCCCAGGACCAACGGCCAGGAAGCCGACGACUCCUCCACCUCCGAGGACUCACCUGAAGACAGCAGAUACUUCCUGCCCUGCCACCCGCCCAAGCGCAGGAUGAACCUGAAGGGCAUCCAGCUGCAGAGAGCCAAGUCCCCCAUCAGCCUGAAGCGCGCGUCCGACUUUCCAGGGAGGGGACAGGAAGAAGAAGGCAUGGACGUCAGCCCCAGCUCCUCCCGGUCCCUGCCCAUCACCAGCUCCUUCCCUAAGAUGCAGCCCCACCGGAGCCGGUCCAGUAUCAUGUCCAUCACCGCUGAGCCCCCGGGGAACGACUCCAUCGUCAGGCGCUGCAAGGAGGACGCGCCCCAUCGGAGCGCCGUGGACGAGGACAACGACAGCGGCGGCUUCGACGUCUUAGACCUUGACGAUGACAGCCACGAGCGGUGCUCCUUCGGACCCCCCUCCAUCCACUCCUCCUCCUCCUCCCACCAGUCCGAGGGCGUGGACGCCUUCGACCUGGAGCAGGUCAACCUCAUGUUUAGGAAGUUCUCUCUAGAAAGACCCUUCCGGCCGUCGGUCACGUCGGUGGGGCAGGUGCGGGGCCCCGGGCCCGCGGUGCAGCCCUCGGUGCAGCACGCCACGCUGAGCGGCGACGGCCUCACCUCCCAGCUCACCCUGCUCGGCGGCAACGCAAGCGGCAGCUUCGUGCACUCGGUCAAGCCCGGCUCGCUGGCCGAGAAGGCCGGGCUGCAUGAGGGCCUGCAGCUGCUGCUGCUAGAAGGCUGCAUCAAGGGCGAGCGGCAGAGCGUGCCCCUCGACUCCUGCACGAAGGAGGAGGCGCACUGGACCAUCCAGCGGUGCAGCGGGCCCGUCACCCUGCACUACAAGGCCAACCAGGAAGGGUACCGGACGCUGCUGAAGGACAUGGAGGAGGGCCUGGUGACCUCAGGGGACUCCUUCUACAUCCGGCUGAACCUGAACAUCUCCGGCCAGCUGGACGCCUGCUCCCUGUCCCUGAGGUGCGACGACGUGGUGCACGUGCGCGACACCAUGUACCAGGACCGGCACGAGUGGUUGUGCGCGCGCGUCGACCCGUUCACGGACCACGACCUGGACCUGGGCACCAUCCCCAGCUACAGCCGAGCCCAGCAGCUGCUCCUGGUCAAGCUGCAGCGGCUGAUGCAGCGGGGCAGUCGCGAGGAGGCCGACAGCGCCCACCACACCCUCAGGGCCUUCCGGAACACCCUGCAGCCCGAAGAGCCGCUCUCCACCAGUGACCCCCGGGUCAGCCCCCGCCUCUCGAGAGCCAGUUUCCUCUUUGGCCAGCUGCUCCAGUUCGUCAGCAGGUCGGAGAACAAGUACAAGAGGAUGAACAGCAACGAGCGCGUGCGCAUCGUUCCCGGGAGCCCGCGCGGGGGCCUGGCCCGGCCCUCCAUGGACGCCACCAAGCUCCUGGCCGACAGGCAGGAAGAGCUGGACCCCGAGAGCGAGCUCAGCAAGAACCUCAGCCUGAUCCCCUACAGCCUGGUGCGCGCCGUCCACUGCGAGCGCCGCCGGCCCGUGCUCUUCACGCCCACCAUGCUGGCCAAGGCGCUGGUGCAGAAGCUGCUCAACUCGGGGGGCGCCAUGGAGUUCACCAUGUGCAAGCCAGAUGUUGUUACGAGAGACGAGUUCCUCAGAAAGCAGAGGUCAGAGACCAUCAUCUACUCCCGAGAGAAGAACCCCAACACCUUCGAGUGCAUCGUCCCCGCCAACAUCGAGGCUGUGGCGGCCAAGAACAAGCAUUGCCUGCUGGAGGCCGGGAUCAGCUGCACGCGAGACCUGAUCAAGUCCAGGAUCUACCCCAUCGUGCUCUUCAUCCGGGUGUCGGAGAAGAACAUCAAGAGGUUCAGGAAGAUGCUGCCGCGGCCGGACACGGAGGAGGAGUUCCUGCGCCUGUGCCGGCUGAAGGAGAAGGAGCUGGAGGCGCUGCCCUGCCUGUACGCCACGGUGGAGACCGACAUGUGGGGCAGCGUGGAGGAGCUGCUGCGCGUGGUCAAGGACAAGAUCGGCGAGGAGCAGCGCAAGACCGUGUGGGUGGACGAGGACCAGCUGUGAGGCGGCGUGUGCCAGCGGGACUCGGCGGGUGUCCGGGCCCCACGGCAGGGCUCUGGGCGAGGGCAGAGGGCAUCGUGUGCCCGCAGAGCCGCCCGCCUGGGGCUUCUCCCCCCAGCGAGAGCCCGGGGCCAGACCCUCCCUCAGAGGGAGCGGGCGCGGAGCCGCUGAUCCCGCGGGGCUGGGCGGCCGAGGGUCCGGCCUGGCUGCCCGGAGCGGGGGCAGGGCCCCCAGAGGGCACAGCCGGCCGAGGAGCCGCAGCAGCAGUUGAAUGUGACGCAGGGAGCGGGCGUGCGGCCCGCGAUGCAGGGACCCAGCGGCCGGGCACCGCCUGUGCGGGGACGGGACGCUCAGAGCACACAUUCCCGCCAGGACCGCCAUCGGGCGGGGGAGCUGUGCCCGCUGUUCUUUUUCUUGCAUUAAAAUG
Molecule: messenger RNA, 4203 nt
Organism: Myotis myotis
Lineage: Eukaryota; Metazoa; Chordata; Mammalia; Chiroptera; Vespertilionidae
Gene: CARD11
Product: caspase recruitment domain family member 11
Exons: 25
Coding region: 303-3779 (1158 amino acids)
Biological process (GO): positive regulation of canonical NF-kappaB signal transduction; regulation of apoptotic process
Molecular function (GO): protein binding
Source: RefSeq, a predicted model, not a curated record